Exaiptasia diaphana is the source of this 1958-nucleotide messenger RNA. RefSeq names its product monocarboxylate transporter 10. Gene Ontology annotation, biological process: transmembrane transport. Gene Ontology annotation, molecular function: monocarboxylic acid transmembrane transporter activity. The transcript is spliced from 5 exons. The record is from RefSeq and is a predicted model, not a curated record. The coding region runs from base 239 to 1717 and encodes 492 amino acids. NCBI's taxonomy places the organism in Eukaryota, Metazoa, Cnidaria, Anthozoa, Actiniaria, Aiptasiidae.
CCAGGAAUGGACUAGAGAAAUUUUCGCGUGUGUGGUCCCUUUCCUUAAAAUCCACUACAGCUUUGAUCCAAGGAAUCAACAAGACUAAUAACCUGUAAGAAGUUACCCUUGGUAAAAAGAUUUCUCAAAGUUUCAUUUGUCUCCGUAAAUGAACUGUGAGAAAAACGAAUCUUAAAAGCGUACUUUUUGAGAUUCAUUAGACACCAUCUGAUAUAUUUUUAUUCCUGUUGGUGUUUGAAUGGAAGAAGAAGAUGUCACAGACUCAAGUCCAGUUAAAGAGUAUCCUGAGGGGGGGUGGGGAUGGGUAGUUUGUGCUGCAUCAUUUUUAACAUCAUUCAUUGUGUUUGGUGUGCAUAAUUCGUUUGGCAUCAUCUACUCAACUCUGGUCAAUGAACUUAACCUUGGCAAGGCAGAGUCAGCGUGGGUUGGCUCAGUAGCCGGGAGUCUUAACUUCCUCUGUGGACCAAUUGCUGGUUACUUAUGCAAUCGUUACGGACACCAUGCAAUUACAUUCGCUGGUGCAUUCUUUGCCGUUCUUGGACUUUUGUUAACUUCCUUUGUUAAAGAGACUUCCAAGAUGUACUUGACAUAUGGGUUACUCUGGGGGAUAGGGUCAGGUUUUUUAUUCCUACCCUCACAAGCGGUACUAGGGCAUUACUUUCACCGCCGAUUCAGUGUGGCCUUCAGUAUUGCGUCAUCGGGUUCUGGUGUUGGUGGACUACUUGCUGCUCCAUUUAUCAAUUAUUUGUUGUCAACUACUGGCUGGGAAAACUCAAUCAGGAUUCUGGCUUCUUGUGUUGCUAUUCUUUUUCUGUGUGGGUUUAUUUUUCAACCAAGGAAAACACCACAAGAACAAAGAGACAGAGAUUGCGGAGAAGAAGCAGACAAAACUAGUAUAUGCUCAUCAAAACUGUGGCGUUGUAAGCCAUAUUUAGUGUUUAUGUUUGCUAUGGCAUUGUUUCAAUUCUGCUAUACUGUGCCUUAUAUACAUUUAUUUGAGUUUUCCAAGCAAGUUGGAGUUCCACCUGGAAAAGGUUCAUGGCUUCUAGGGAUUUUGUCCAUCUCAACAACCAUUAGCAAAGUUAUCUUUGGUCAAAUUUCUCAACUAAAAUGGGUUAGGUCUUCUAGGAUUCAUCUACUACAACUUAGUAUCUUUGCCAUGGGUCUUGCUACUGUCUUAUGCCCUAUGGCUACAGAUUAUAAUGGGGUGUUAUCUUACGUGCUGGUUUACGGUACCUUUGAUGGGUGUUUUGUCGGUCAGACUUGUGUUAUUGUAUCUGAUAUUGUUGGUCAUUCAAACUUAACACAAGGGAUAGGCAUGUUAUAUGGUGUGAUAGCAAUACCUUUAAGUUUUGGACCACCAAUCGCUGGUUGGUUGUACAAGGCGUUUGGUGUGUAUGACUUUGCCUUCUACGUUGCUGGAGGGAUUGCAAUACUUACAUCUCUAAUACUGUUCAUAGUACCUUGUAUUCAAAAGAAGCAAAAAGCCUCAGAAUGUCAAUCAAACAGACUUAUACGUGAACAAGUGCAGGAAAGCGUCACACAAGAUGUUGUCACGCAACAGUUGCCACAAAACAUUCUCACUUUUGAACGAAGUGAAUCAGUUUAUUCAAGAAAACUUAAAAGUGGAGCAAUAAGAACUACCUACAUGGUCCCAGCUGGAGCAAAGGAAAUUUCAUAUGAUGAAUUUCAAGCAGUUAGAGAGACAAUUGUAUGACAAAACUACUGUACGUUUAUAUUAAUGUUGAAUUUUUUUAUAGCCUGUGUACAUCCGUUUCUCACCCCUCCAAAAAAAUCAGGGGCUAUUUUUUUAAAUAUUUAUGAUAUUUUUAAAUGCAUAAGAGAUCGAACCUCAGAUUUUAGGAAUUUUGUUAAGUUGAAAUUUUUAACAUUUUAAUUAAAUUGUUUGCAGAAUUCGAUAUUUAAUAUUUUAAGGAAAAUAAAUAAAUGACAGUUUA